Messenger RNA from Galeopterus variegatus (Sunda flying lemur), 1513 nucleotides. It is a transcript of the gene TMEM133, whose product is annotated as transmembrane protein 133. The record is from RefSeq and is a predicted model, not a curated record. NCBI's taxonomy places the organism in Eukaryota, Metazoa, Chordata, Mammalia, Dermoptera, Cynocephalidae.
UUUGCAGCUAUUACCGUGACCUCACAUUACUGGGUAGGAACCCAAAAUCAUAUCUCCUGUAAAGAAAAAAAGCAGAGGCUCGACUGCUAUACAGAAAUUAUUUUCCUCUUCACUAAACGUUUCCCUUUAGGGUAAAAAUUCCUGUUUAAUUUUGCCUCCUACCCUUUUUUGUUACCUUCCCAAAUCAAAACACUUCAUAAAAAUGAGGUUAGCUUUGUAAACAGUCUAUGUCCUGCCUGUCUUUUGUUGAUUCUCAGACUUAAUAUCAGGUAUUUAUCAACUAGUCUCAAUUUCCUGAACACAUUGACUGUACAUCUGUUGUCACCAUUUAUCUCCCUGCUUCAAAAUGUGCAGAUUCCACUCCAUAAUAACCCUGGAUCAGAUCAAUAAAUUGAAUUUUCCAUUCUUUAGGGCAGCUGUACUCAUGGUUUUAAGUAAAGAAUCUUGAAUAAGAAUGUUGACAGCACUCACAGUAAGCCAUUGGCAGAAACCUGAUCCGCAUGUCCUAGACCCAUGUUUAGAAGCUGUUGGAUGGACUGGGAGCUCAGCAGGUCAUCACUUCUUCCCUUGGCACUCAUGAGAGAAAUGCCAAGUUCAGGGUGAACAUUUCUUGGUGCUAUAGGGAGAAAUGGAGUUUGUGUGCUUACUGAGGAGUCCCAAAAGGCAGGGACAAUUUUCAGUUAUUACCAACAUAAAUAUUCUCCACCAUUCAAGAUGCUCAUGUACAGGGCUCCUUGAGGAACUUAAGUAUUGGAGGAGGGUGGAAGGUGCCAAGUCCACCUUAAUUAGAUGACCACUUUCUCCCCUUUUUAACACCUGCCAUCUCUCACCAGUGUUUCCCAUGGUCUUUACCCUUCCAAGGUUGAAAGCAACCCAGUUUUGCUUAAACCCGCUCAGUCUAUAAGAUUAAAAGUGUACAUUGUUCUAUAUAGGCAGAAUGCUAGAGGUUUUAUAUCUGCUAGAGUAUCCUCAACCACCUCCUUUUUGUAGAGUAACACCCACUAGAACUGAUUUAAGAACACUGUCUGCAUUUGAUUUAUGCUUAAAAUCCAAGGUAUCACCACAUAUUGGAGGCUGGUCUUUCAAGAGUCCUUGAAUUCUGAGCUGAGACCUUUACAAGAGUUUGGCAGGGAAGACGCCUGGGUUUUUAAUUCAGAAUCCUAUUUAUAUACUGUUAAAAUUUGAGGUACUAUAGUUUAUAUAAAAGUUGGAUAUUUACAUAUUAUAUUUCAGUACUAGGAGCUUCUUUUUUUUUGCAGCCAUUAACAUGACAAAUUAAAUAAUAAAUAUAAUGAAUAUGAUUGUCAAUAAAUUAUCAUAUUGAAUUUUUUGUUUAUUUUGUAGUGUUUCUGUAUUUAUCUGCACUUUGUGUAUAUAUUUACACACAUACAUAUGCCACAUGUAAAUAACCUCAUGUCAUUUCUAAUCUAAAUUGCCACAAUGUCUUUAAUGUAUGUUUACACUGUGUUUUAAAUUACUUUAAAAAUAAACUAUGUAAGCACGUUUUAAAUUA